Messenger RNA from Oncorhynchus kisutch (coho salmon), 5536 nucleotides. RefSeq names its product ST3 beta-galactoside alpha-2,3-sialyltransferase 8 (gene st3gal8). The coding region runs from base 771 to 1808 and encodes 345 amino acids. Lineage: Eukaryota; Metazoa; Chordata; Actinopteri; Salmoniformes; Salmonidae. Gene Ontology annotation, cellular component: membrane. The record is from RefSeq and is a predicted model, not a curated record. Gene Ontology annotation, biological process: sialylation. Gene Ontology annotation, molecular function: beta-galactoside (CMP) alpha-2,3-sialyltransferase activity. The transcript is spliced from 7 exons.
AAGAGGGGUACUAACAACAAGUUUUACAGCCAAUAGGUUGACUCUGUUACAUUUGUGCAAGCUUUGUUAUCGAUCGUGCUGAUAAGAAGUGGAGUUAGUACUGAGCGCAUAUAUUCAGUGCAAAUACUGUAAAUACCAGAUGGCCAUGCACACAGUAUAUUUUUGAUGGAUUUUUUGAAGAUACGAAGCAGGAAGCUGUGCAGCGCAUUCAGACCGGAGCUCUGGAGAGAAACAUGGAGGUUUUACCAAUGAGAGGCCUUCUUUAAGCUUGGGUAGGGAAUUUGGAAACCGAAGGCUAUAUGUUUCCCUUCCUCUUUUACAUUUCCUUGCCGAUUGCCUUGAGCAGAGCAAGGCAGUCUCCCUCGUAAGCGGCAGACAACAUUUUUGGGUCGAAUUGUUUCAUGGGACUUAUUCUCCUCGAUCAACUAGGACACAUCAGGCCAGGGUCAAAAUCCAGCUAACACCCUUUAUAAACUCAGGUAUCAACCAAUUCUUCUGCAUGUUUGUGUUACCUGUGAUUUUAAGAAGUGUGACAUCUCUCUGGCUGGGACAGCAGGGAGAUAGAACAUCAGAAAGUAGUUGCUGAAUGUUUCUGGUUCUUACCUUUGAAUCCAGAAUCACUAAGUAUAUAAGCCAAGACAAUAACACUGGACUGCCUAAGUUGGGUUCCACCACUGAAACUCCUGGUGCCAACGCCUAUCACUGGACUGCCUUUUCCCCAGGGCACUGACUGUACACCUCUCUACCUACCUACCUCACAACGUCCGGUCAUGCUUUUCAAGAGGAAGUUGUGCUUGUUUUCUCUGUUUGGUGGGAUUCUCUUUGUCAUGAUCACCAUUCAGAAGAACAACAUCCUGUCUAUGACUUUGAUGGAGACCCAUGCCACCUCCAGGACUGUGCCAGGGCCCGCUGUUAACCGAACAUGGGCAACACCCAGUGUCACGGUGCUCAGUCCAGACAGGAUAUGUGAGUGCCCAUCCUGCAUAGCGGACAUGAAGUUUUCUGCGUGGUUCGCUCAGCACUAUGAUCCCCAGCAGCAGCCCUUCCUCACAGACAGAGACAACAACAUGGACCGCCUGGCCCUGAAGUGGUGGCUGGCUUUGCAGCGGUCCACCGAUGAGCGUACGAUAUACGAGGUGAUCCAGAAGAUGUUCCAGGUCAUCGCUCCCCCCGCCAGGGAUGUCCAACCCAAACAAGCUCAAUGCAGGAAGUGUGCAGUGGUGGGGAACUCAGGAAACCUGCUGGGCUCUCAAUAUGGCUCCUUGAUAGACUCCCAUAACAGUGUCAUAAGAAUGAAUAAAGCCACCACAUUAGGGUUCGAGGUGGACGUGGGCAACAGAACGACACACCACUUCAUGUACCCUGAGAGUGCAGUGGACAUCGGCCCUGGGGUCCACCUCGUCCUGCUGCCCUUUAAACUCCGCGAUCUACAGUGGGUAGCCAGCGCCCUGUCGACGGGAGAGAUCAAAACGACAUACAUGAGGGUGAAAGAUCGAGUACGGGCUGACAAGGAUAAGGUAAUGGUGAUAAAUCCAGCAUUCUUUAAGUACACCCACGACCGGUGGACAGAGCGCCAUGGCAGAUACCCAUCCACGGGCAUGCUGGCCAUAAUAUUUUCCCUGCACAUCUGCGAUGAGGUGUCGGUAUUUGGCUAUGGAGCCGAUCAACAUGGGAACUGGCAUCACUACUGGGAGGAAAACAAGUAUGGCGGCGCGUUUAGGAAAACCGGAGUCCACCAUGCUGAUUUUGAGAUGGAGGUUAUCCUAAAGCUUGACACAGAGGGCAAAAUUAAGCUGCACAGGAGAUGAGAAUGAGCAGGGGUGGUGUGUACAGGAUGAAGCCAUUAGAGUGUAGUGGUCUGGUGGUCAGAGACAGUCAAAUAUGUGCCCUGCUCUCUGCAACUAGUGCCUAUGAGCAACACAAACAACCAAAACCACAAACGGGAGUCCUCAAACCACAACAAAAACUUGAAUCAUGUACAUUGCCUUCAGAAACUAUUCAUACCCCUUGACUUAUUCCACAUUUUGUUGUGUUACAGCCUCAGAGAUCUACAGACAGUUGUGGGAUCUUAUAUAGACAGAUGUGUUUCUUUCUAAAUCCUGAAUUGGCCACAGGUUGACUUCAAUCAAGUUGUAUUGACAUCUCGAGGAUGAUCAAAAGAAAUUGGAUGCACUGGAUGCACCUGAGCUCAAUUUGGAGUUUCAUAGCAAAACGGUGUGAAUACUUACAGUGCCUUCGGGAAGUAUUCAGACCCCUUGACUUUUUCCACAUUUUGUUACCGCCUUAUUCAAAAAUGUAUUAUCCCCCCCCCCCCCCCCAUCAAUACCCCAUACCCCAUAAUGACAAAGCAAAUUUAUAAAAAAUGAAACUGAAAUAUUACAUUUACGUAAGUAUUCAGACCAUUUACUCAGUAUUUUGUUGAAACACCUUUGGCAGCGAUUACAGCAUUGAUUAUUCUCGGGUAUGACGCAACAAGCUUGGCACACCUUUAAUGGGGUGUUUCUCCCAUUCUUCUCUGCAGAUCCUCUCAAGCUCUGUCUUGUUGGAUGGGGAGCGUUGCUACACAGCUAUUUUAUGGUCUAUCUAGAUAUGGUCGAUCGGGAUCAAGUCCGGGCUCUGGCUGGACUACUUAAGGACAUUCAGAGACUUGUCCUAAAGCCACUCCUGCAUCUUCUUGGCUGUGUGCGUAGGGUCAUGUUUACCCCAGUCUGAGGUCCUGAGUGCUCUAGAGCAUGUGUUCAUCAACUUUGCUCUGAACUUUGCUCUGUUCAUCUUUACCUUGAUCCUGACUACUCUCCCAGUCCCUGCCACUGAAAAACAUCCCCACAGCAUGCUUCCCGGUAGGGAUGGUGCCAGGUUUCCUCCAGAUGUGACUAUUGGCAUUCAGGCCAAAUAGAAUCUUGUUUCUCAUGGUCUUUAGGUGCCUUUUGACAAAUUCCAAGUGGGCUGUCAUAUACCUUUUACUGAGGAGCAAGUCCAGGCUCUGGCUGGGCCACUCAAGGACAUUCAGAGACUUGUCCCAAAGCCCCUCUUGCAUUGUCUUGACUGCGUGCUUAGUGUCCUUGUCUUGUUGGAAGGUGAACUUUUGUCCCAGUAUGAGUCCCUGCCACUGAAAAACAUCCCCACAGCAUGAUGCUGCCACCACCAUGUUUCACUGUAGGGAUAGUGACAGAUUUCUUCCAGAUGUGACGCUUGGCAUUUAGGCUAAAGAUUUCAAUCUAGGUUUCAUCAGACCAGAGAAUAUUGUUUCUCAUGAUCUGAGAGUCGUUAGGUGCCUUUUGGCAUACUCCAAGUGGGCUGUCAUAUACCUUUUACUGAGGAGUGGCUUCCGUCUGGCCACUCUACCAUAAAUGCCUGAUUGGUGGAGUGCUGCAGAGAUGGUUGUCCUUCUGGAAGGUUCUCCCAUCUCCACAGAGGAACUCUAGAGCUCUGUCAGAGUGUCCAUCAGGUUCUUGGUCACCUCCCUGACCAAGGCCCUUCUCCCCCGAUUGCUCAGUUUGGCCAGACGGCCAGCUCUAGGAAGAGUCUUGGUGGUUCCAAACAUCUUCCAUUUAAGAAUUAUGGUGGUCACUGUGUUCUUGGGGACCUUCGAUGCUGUAGAAUUAUUUUUGUUACCCUUCCCCAGAUCUGUGCCACAAUCCUGCCACAAUCCUGGCUUGUUUCUGCUCUGACAUGCCCUGUCAACUGUCAGACCUUAUAUAGACAGGUGUGUGACUUUCCAAAUCAUGUCCAAUCAAUUGAAUGUACCACAGGUGGACUCCAAUCAAGUUGUAGAAACAUCUCAAGGAUGAUCAAUGGAAACAGGAUGCACCUGAGCUCAAUUUCAAGUCUCAUAGCCAAGGGGCUGAAAACGUAUGUAUAUAAGGUAUCUGUUUUUUAUGUUUAAGAAAUGUGCACAAAUAUCAAAAAACCUGUUUUCACUUUGUCAUUAUGGGGUAUUGUUUGUAGAUUGGUGAGAAUUUCUUUUUUUAAAUCAGGCUGUAACACAACACAAUGUGGAAUAAGUCACGGAGUAUGAAUACUUUCUGAAGUCAAUGUAGUUCCUUCCCUGUUCUGUACAUGUCGUCAUGCUGCACUGAACUAGCCUUAUACUGAAGGAACCUUCAAGAAUCCGAGGGCCUUUGACUGACGGUUAAACCACAACCACAGAAAAAGCAUUAAGGACAAAAGCGCUGUGUUUGCGAGAGUGCAAGAACCAUAUCUACGUAUAUUUCUCUUCUUUGUGGGGACAUAAAAGGGCAAUGUUUGAGUCACAUUAAUUCAAGCAUUUUCACUGCAAUGGAACCAUAAGGAUUGAUUUAAUAAGGAGUUUUACAGUUUAAUAUCUUUUUAGAGACCGUUUUGAGCUGCCAUUCGUAGUCAAUCUAUACCAUAUUAUUUUACAGCUUUCAUAAUCAGUUCCUGUAAUGUACACAUUUACAGUAUGUUGCCCAGUAUUAGGUUGACCCUCAUUUUAUCUAAUAACAUGCGCUUUAAACUAUGGAAACUUCACUCGUGUUGUAUUCCAAAGAAUACAAAUCUUGAGCCUGGGGGAAAUUAGCUUUAAUAUUGCAGAUAGAUAAUUCUGCAUCAUUUCCAUGCGUUGUUUAUACGUUCAAACACUGGAAUGCUAGAUGUAAUCUACACCUCGAACAGUUUAACAUGAUGCACCCCGCACAGUUUAACAUGAUUCACCGCGCACUCUACACACACAUGGAUUUUGUAUUGUAGAUAUGUGGUAGUAGAGUAUUGGCCUGAGGGAACCCACUUAAUGUGUUGUGAAAAGUGUUUUGAAAUAUAAUGUAAUGUAAUAUUUUAAGUUAUACAUAACUGCCUUAGUGUUGCUGGACCCCAGGAAGAGUACAAAAUCCAUGUCUAUGUGUCUGUGGGGUGAAUCAUGUUAAACUUUUCCCACACCACAGUUCAAAGUGAUCUCAUUAUUUGUCUACUGGUUUGCGCAAACAAAUGCCUGAGAUUAGGUAAAGAUAUGUAUGUGGUUGAUUGCUGUUACAUCUAUUUCUGAGAUGGACUUGUUGUUUUGUAUGUUCUCAAGGCUGGAAAUGAGUGGUUUGUUAUUUUUCGUAAUUAUAAAAUGAGGAUCCUUAAUAAAUACAUAUACUAAAAUACAAAUUUGUCAUUUUAAAACAGUGUGGUGUAAUUCUAUUUAAAAUAUUUUACUCUUGGACCAUGAUGUGACCCCAAAGACUUCGACAUGGAAAAACACAUUGAAAUUGAGGAAUACUGAACACUGACUUUAAAUAAACCUUACCUUAUGAAGCAAAUGUGACAUGAGCAUACUGUACGUAUUAUUUUGAGUAGUUAUCGUCCUUAUUGCUCAAUGCACUUUCAUACUUUACAUUUUAUUGUCCAAAUUGACCAUUUGUAAUGCAUUUGUAUUUGAAAUCCCAGAUGUAUGUGUGUAUCUGUGUGUGAGUGAAAGAAAGUUGAAUUUGUGAGUACAUAUGGUUGAAUUUUGUUUGUGUGUGGUUGACUAUAAUCAAGCUGUGGUGUUAUUUUUGUUCAUGUUUAUUAAUAAAAGCAUAAUUACCAAUCAACA